UAAAUUACAAACAGUUGUCUGUUUCUGAUCAUCAUUCAUUCAUUCAUCGGUGAGACUGAGAGAGAGAGAGAGAGAGAGAGAGAGAGAGCUUCCGUUGGCGUUUCUCUGCUUCUUUCUCCUGAAGAAAAACGAAGCGAACACUUUUAAGGUGAAAAAAAGAGACAAAAAUGGUGGAGGCGAAGACGAAGGCAUUGUCGCACUGGUGGUGGUUCGACUGCCACAACAAGGUCAAUGACGCCACCCCAAGACGCUCACCGUGGCUCCAAUCCACCCUUGCAGAGCUAGAUGAGAAGACGAAGGCUAUGCUGAGGAUAAUUGAGGAAGAUGCGGAGUCGUUUGCCCAACGUGCAGAGAUGUAUUACACAAAGCGGCCAGAGCUAAUUGGCAUGGUUGAGGAUUUAUAUCGUGCCAAUCGUUCAUUAGCAGAGCGAUAUGAUCAAGUCAAGUCUGACACUUUGUUUCGCCUGAUUUCACCCUGGGAAUCCCCAUUGUCUUUGAAAAAUCGACAAAAGUCAAUUGCCUCGGUUGAUAAAUCCUACGAUAGCUACUCUGAGAGCUAUGACCCCAUGGAGUCUGGUGAAUCCGAAGUUGAUGAUCCUGAACAUGAAGAAGAAGAAGAAACGGAUGAAGAGGAAGAAGAAGUUUCGAGUGAGGCGGUCAGUGAUGAAGUGAUGAAGCUAAGGGAAGAAAUUGAGAAACUCAAAGAAGAGAACAAGAUUCAGAAGGAACAACUAGUGGAGAAAGAUGAAGAGAAAAGAGAGGUCAUAAGACAGCUCAGUGUAGCCAUGGAUUUGCUCAAGGAAGAGAAUGUGAAGCUGAGGAAGUUUUGUAUUGCUAAAGAAUCCCCCAAGAAAUGGAGCCCUGCUGAGUUCCACAAAUUGAAGGGUAUGUUUCUUGGGAAGUUGUUCAGUGGGUCCCCAAAAUCACAGGUGUAGAUGACAUGUCAGCAACUAACCUAUAGAACACAGUUCAUCGUAUCAUAUGCUAGGUUUAAACUUGAGCGAGUACAGAAUUUUAUGUUGGUAGUUUUCUUUCACCAUUGAUAUUCUUUCUAGACAUGUCUAGUGAAUAAUUUUGUUUGGGGGAUUAAAUUCAUGUCAUAGUUACUUUUAAUCUAUAUUGGGGCUCCUAGGUGUUACAUUAUGUAUUUUAUUUGGUUGUUUGAUAUGAUAUUCCUUUUAUAGUAAAAACGAAGUCGGUUUAGUUUUUCAUCAA
Camellia sinensis is the source of this 1215-nucleotide messenger RNA. RefSeq names its product Kinase interacting (KIP1-like) family protein (gene NET3C). The record is from RefSeq and is a predicted model, not a curated record. Lineage: Eukaryota; Viridiplantae; Streptophyta; Magnoliopsida; Ericales; Theaceae. Gene Ontology annotation, molecular function: actin binding.